Molecule: messenger RNA, 2300 nt
Organism: Rhodamnia argentea
Lineage: Eukaryota; Viridiplantae; Streptophyta; Magnoliopsida; Myrtales; Myrtaceae
Product: rop guanine nucleotide exchange factor 12-like
Exons: 7
Coding region: 458-2101 (547 amino acids)
Molecular function (GO): guanyl-nucleotide exchange factor activity
Source: RefSeq, a predicted model, not a curated record
UAAUUGAUUUUGGGUGGUUGAGAUUUGUUUUCUCAGAAGCAAAGCUGUAAAAGGUAGAACAAGAGCACUACAUCUUACACUAAACAUGCACCUCACGUUCACAACAGCAAAGAGCCUCCAGAAUUAGAAUUCGCCUAAAAUUCCUACCGAAAGGAGAGAAAGGAAAAACAACAUUCACCUUACACGAUUUUGUCCUAACUCACUGGAUUCUAUUGACAUUCUUUUCUCUGUCUCUCCCUCUCUUUCUAUCACACUUUGGAGUUGGCUUCUUCCCUUUUUUUUUCCCUCUCUCGCUCAAGCAAACCAGACAAUAUUAACCAUGUCUCUCCUUCUUCCUUGAUUGAAGCUUUAGCAACAUUACGUCGGGGCCGAUCCUAUUCGGUACCCGGGUACGUAUGCUCUUGCGCCUGUGUUGUUGACUGCUGAUCGGGAUCGGUAUAAUCUGCUCUGACCAACGAUGGUGCGGGCCCUGGAAAAAGAGCAAGAGGACUACCGGUCUAGGCUCUCCCGUUUCCAGGAUAUGCACGACAACCCGGGGCGUCAUGUCAAGAGCUUGAGUGCCGACAAUAGCUCAUGCGCUGGAGAGCUCUCGGGCGAUGACACGGCGAUGUCAAGGAGCUAUGGUGCGAGGCCUCACAACGAGAACCCGGCGGAGCAGCAACAGAUUGGUUGGUCGCUCCAUAAAUCUACAGCCAAGGUCCCUAAAUCACGCCAAACCCGUGACGAACCUAAAGAUAAGCACCAACCUUCAGACAUGGAUUUGAUGAAAGAAAGGUUUGCGAAGUUGCUCUUGGGUGAGGAUAUGUCUGGUGGAGGAAAAGGCGUUUCCUCGGCCUUGGCCUUGUCGAAUGCCAUCACAAAUCUGGCUGCUUCUGCAUUUGGCGAGCAGAAACGGCUAGAGCCCAUGGCCCCAGAAACGAGAGCGAGGUGGAAAAAGGAAAUCGACUGGCUCUUAUCCGUGACAGAUCACAUUGUUGAAAUGGUUCCUUCUCAACAGAAAAACAACGGGGUGAACAUGGAGAUUAUGACAACGAGGCAACGCACCGAUCUCCACAUGAACAUCCCUGCUUUGCGAAAGCUCGAUGCGAUGCUCAUCGAUUGUUUGGACAACUUCAAAGACCAAAAUGAAUUCUACUAUGUAAAGAAGGACGAGAAGGACUCGGAGAAAGGAGAUUCGAAGAAGUGGUGGUUGCCCACGGUAAAAGUGCCGCCCAACGGUCUCUCGGAAAUGUCAAGGAAAUGGAUCCAGUUUCAAAAGGAUUCUGUAAACCAGGUCCUGAAAGCGGCUAUGGCAAUAAAUGCGCAAGUCUUAUCAGAAAUGGAGAUACCUGAAAAUUACAUUGAAUCUCUACCUAAGAAUGGAAGAGCAAGCCUUGGAGACUCCCUCUACAAGCACAUAACGGACGAAUACUUUGAUCCCGAUCAGUUCCUCUGUGCAGUGGACAUGUCGUCUGAACACAAAAUCCUAGACCUCAAGAACAAGAUCGAGGCCUCAAUCAUAAUAUGGAAGAGGAAGAUGAACAACAAGGACAGCAAAUCAUCUUGGGGAUCGGCUGUGAGCAUGGAGAAGAGGGAGCUUUUCGAAGAGAGAGCAGAGACAAUUUUGCUCCUCCUCAAGCAACGGUUUCCGGGAAUUUCUCAAUCAUCACUGGACAUUAGCAAAAUCCAAUACAACCGGGAUGUUGGACAGGCUAUCCUAGAGAGCUAUUCAAGGAUACUGGAGAGCCUGGCCUUCACAGUGUUGUCCAGAAUCGAAGAUGUCCUCCAUGCCGAUUAUGUUGCACAGAAUCCAUCGCAAGCACCACUUAAGAGGAACCCUCUAAGAGAUUGUCCAUCACUGACAGGGACACAGAAGUUCAACGCUCGAGAGGAGAUAGAGAAGCUUAAUUCGUCAGAAGCACCCAGUUCAAUGACAUUAUUGGACUUCAUGGGGUGGAAUGAACAAGAGGCCGAGGAAAAGAAAGACACAGCUGCUGAUAAUUUGCUUAAAGACAGUGACGGGAAGCACAUGGAUAAGCUCUCCAACCUAAGGACUGCCAACAAGAAGGUUUCAUAUCUCGAGAACUUGGGCGGUGUAAGAAGCCCCACGUCACGCCAUUAGCGGUAGUUUCCAUAGAAGAGGAAAGGUUAGGAAGGACGGUAAGCGAAAGAGAAGAUUUAUGGGAGGAAAAUUCAUAGCUUCAAGGAACAGAGAUCACAAUCAAAGAUACAAGGACGACCUGCACGCGCGCCCUCAUGAAUUGUACUUAGCUAAUGCUACUCUUUUCCUUCUGUAAUCAAGGAGGAGGAGGAUGAAGAAG